Fonsecaea multimorphosa CBS 102226 is the source of this 2841-nucleotide messenger RNA. RefSeq lists its product as uncharacterized. Gene Ontology annotation, cellular component: cytoplasm; exocyst. Gene Ontology annotation, molecular function: protein binding. The coding region runs from base 1 to 2841 and encodes 946 amino acids. The record is from RefSeq and is a predicted model, not a curated record. The transcript has 2 exons. Gene Ontology annotation, biological process: Golgi to plasma membrane transport; exocytosis. NCBI's taxonomy places the organism in Eukaryota, Fungi, Ascomycota, Eurotiomycetes, Chaetothyriales, Herpotrichiellaceae.
AUGUCGAAGCCCAAGAAGCCGCCGGCGCUGAACAAGGUGCCACGGAGAGAUCCGCUGGCUUCCUUGAAGAUGGCCGAUAUGUUAAUAUCAAAACCAACUCUUCCAGCAGAGGUUCUGGCUACUGUCAUCGACAACCUAACGGUGCCUGAUCUGCUUCGAUUCGCCCGGGUGUCACGCCGGAUGCAUGAGAUGGUAUAUGACGAUACACGAUGGGUCAAACGCCUGAGGAUGAUGGGCUGCUGGAAUGACGCUGAAGCGAGGAGAAGAGCAGAGCCCCAAAAGACACCAACCACUCCAGGUCAAAGGCGGAGUGCAAUAGAUCGCAACUUGGUGAACGGGAAGGGAAGACCAGAAGUUCUGUUUGACAUGGAUGCCUCUCCGGUCAAUCAAUCCCGUCAAACGAACCUCUUUUCGCCCUUGCGGCCUCGCUCGGCGGCAGCGGAUGGGUUUGACGUGGCUGAGAUUUCGAGCCCGCGGACUCCGGCCUCUACAGGGCUCCCUAUUGACCACGAUGCGCCGUUGUCAGCUUUCUCCAGAGUUAAAUCCAUCAGAGGACGGGCCAGACAAGAGUAUGGCAAGAUUUACAAACUUCUGGCUCCAUACUACACGGAUCUGCUCUCUGCGUCCAAUCCGAUGCAUAGCCGUACGUUCAAGGAUUUUUCUCUCCCGGAACAGCAAGCUCAGCUAUUGGUCAAUGUUCGAAUCUUCUCUGCCAGCGAUUUCUCGCCUGGUUCGGGAGAGAGAGACCGGCAAAUCUUGGAAGCCGUCGGUAUGUUUGACACCGCAGCUCUCCUGGAGUUCCGAAAAGGGUACGAGUUCAAGGAUAUCCAGGGACGAAUGCGUCAGUAUGCACGGGUCAUGCAUAUUCUCAACGGUGGGAAGAGUGGUGUCGACCUAUUCUUGCAUGACAACAACAUGAUCAACCAACGAGCAGAGCUCGGCUCCGUGGCGGAUUGCAUCGACUACUCCCUAGGUUACGGCGAGCUGUCCUUAGAAAGGGUCCAAGCAUACUUUGAACGACUGGGCAAUGCCUUCAUGCAGGAGAACGGCAUUGUUCGAGCUGUAUUUCCCAACGCCGAGGAGGUCUCUCUUCUCCUCCUCGAAGAGGUAGCCAAGGAGAUUCUCUCGCCUUUUCUAUCGGCAUUGUUCGAAGAUGCUCGGACUCGGGGAACGUCCAUAUAUCUCCGAAUCAUAUCGGGAACGUUCCAGGCGACCAGGCAGUUUAUUGAAAAUGUCGCUCUGCCCGAGGACGUCGAUGAAUCAACUAUAGCACGAUGCAAUGCCAUUGGAACCGAGAUUUUUGCACCUCAUCUCGAAACCUAUCUUGCUGAAGAAUUAGCUUUCUUUCGCCACAAGGCAGAUUCCGAAGUCGAACAAUGGGAUCGAGCCUUGUCCGAACAGGCCGCCUCGACCGAGAGUUUUCUCAUGUCUAACGUGAAUCGGCAAGCCGAUAAGAAAGACUUCAUGUCAUCGUUCAAGCAAGUGCUCAUGAUGCCGGUCAACAUUUUGCCUGUCUUCACCGGCACCUCCACUCAGAAAGCCGUUCCCAAGCACCUCGAUGCCGAUAUUGCUCCCUUGUCGAGGCCUGCCACUCCUAGCCAACUCGGCUCUCGAGCCUUGACUCCGUCCCACCUUCAAGAGGCCCCACCUAAUGAACUCGCUGCUAAAGCUGCCCUCAUGAACUCCAAGCUGGAGAAUAUCCGGUCUCUGUUCUCUAUUGAAGUUGCUCUCAACCUCGUCCAUGCCGCCAAGUCUUCUUUAGACCGUGCCGCGCAAUUCAUCGCGUUGGGAGGAGAAGCCGGCCACUCAGCUCGCACACAAUGUUCUGCAAUCUUCAUCUUGCUCGUACAGACGGUGGGCAUCCGUCACGUCAAGGCCGGCUUCGACAAGGCCAUUGACCACCUGUCGCAUUAUUCGGCUCGCGAGACGAACACCAACUCCGACGGUGACGACUCGUCCACGACCGUCCAAGUCGCUCCGCUCACGACGUUCCUCGAGCUCGUCAACGUGGGCGACCUUAUUCAGCAAAUGCUCGAUGUCUUCUAUGAGUCCGAGUUAGUGCGCUUACGCAUUUCUAACCGGGACGAUUUCCUAGACGUUAACGUGAAGGAGAAGCGCAAGUUUGAGGCUAUGCUCGAUGAGAGCGUCGCCGCCGGUUUGGGAAAAGGUAUCGACGUGCUGAUGGAUGAAGUUGAGUAUAUCUGCGCCACUACUCAGUUGCCCACCGACUUCUAUCCGGAACUGGCCAUAGCAGAAGGCGCCUCUGCCACGCAUCAUCAUGCAAGCACCAUGACCUCUAUCUUGAACGGUGGCAUGAGCGGCAGACCAACCAGUAUGGCGAACAGUACAAUGCCCGUGAUGGACUUUUCCGGCAAGCCAACGGCGACUGCAUCGCGCGUCAUCAAGCUCGUCGCCCACCACACGGGGAUGCUCACAGGCGCGACCGAAAAGACUCUCCUCGACGUCUUCACCGCAGAAGUGGGACUGCGGCUCUUCACCACGCUGACGAAACACAUCAAACGCCAGCGGAUUUCAUGCGCGGGCUCGCUCAACUUGCUGAGCGACCUCUCCGCGUACUCGCAGUUCAUCGCCACGUUCAAGAACCCGGACUUGAACAGUUAUUUCACGGCCCUGAGGUCCUUGGCGCAGAUAUACCUGAUCCAGGGAACCAGUGAUAGGGAUGUGAGGGAAAUGAGCACGAUCAUUGCGGACCAAGACAGGUAUAAAGGUGUGUUUACUGUUGAGGAGGUCGUGGAGUUCGCCGAGAGGAGGAGUGAUUGGUUUUCGCUGAGAGCGAGAGUGGAGGGCAAGGUGAAAGGCGAUGGCUGCAUAGUUAUGUAG